This is a messenger RNA of Etheostoma cragini (Arkansas darter), 1102 nucleotides long. It is a transcript of the gene asb5b, whose product is annotated as ankyrin repeat and SOCS box containing 5b. The transcript has 7 exons. Lineage: Eukaryota; Metazoa; Chordata; Actinopteri; Perciformes; Percidae. Gene Ontology annotation, biological process: intracellular signal transduction; protein ubiquitination; positive regulation of protein catabolic process. The coding region runs from base 131 to 1048 and encodes 305 amino acids. Gene Ontology annotation, molecular function: protein binding. The record is from RefSeq and is a predicted model, not a curated record.
ACACAACACAACAAAGCCGUUCAGCCAAUCAGAUUUCUCCCCUACGUUCCCGGCCCUGCCUUUGCUCGCCUGUUCUCUGCCAGGCUGCUGCAGUCUGUGCUUUGAAGGGGUAAGCGCGUGAGGUCCAGCCAUGCCAGAGGUUCCGUCCGGAGCUCCAGAGAUGUCCCGGAAAAGAGGCGCUGAGCCCGGACCGCUACCCGAGCACGUCCUGGACAGGAAAAAAGCCUGCUGGGGCAUUCUGACUAGUCAAGGGUCCUGGGCAGAUCGCUCCCCUCUCCAUGAAGCAGCUUCUCAGGGUCGACUGCUUGCUCUGCGCACUCUGCUGGCCCAGGGAUAUCACGCCAACAUUCUCACCAUCGAUCAUGUAACCCCUCUCCAUGAAGCCUGCCUGUCAGGACAUGUAGCCUGUGUCAGAGCGUUAAUACAUGCUGGAGCUAAUGUGAAUGCUGCUACAAUCGAUGGUGUCACUCCUCUGUACAACUGUUGUGCUUCUGGGAGUGACGGUUGUAUAGAACUGCUGCUGCAGAAUGGAGCACACACCCACACACCACACACACACUUCCCCUCGGCUCUCCACGAAGCCUGCAAAAGAGGUAACAGCCAGUGUGUAGAAUCCCUGCUGUCUCAUGGGGCAGAUCCAGACUAUGAAGGGUCCCACUUGGGUUCUCCUCUCUACAUGAGCUGCCUACACCAACACACAGCCUGCUCAAAGAUUCUGCUUCACAGCGGAGCCAAUGUUAAUGUAGGCAGAGGAGGUGACAGUCCUUUGCACGUCUCUGUCAGACAGGACAGUGCCGAUCAGGUGUCACUGUUACUGGACUAUGGAGCUAAUGUCAACAUCAGAGACAGCAACAAUCAGCGGCCUGUGGAGCUAGCACCUGCUGGUGGAAAAACACAACAGCUGCUACUGACAUUUGAAGUUUCUCCGAGGAAUCUCUGCCAGUUGUGUCGUAUCCAGAUCAGGAACCUGAUUGGUCAAUCCAGACUGAAGCUGCUCCCCCUCCUUCCUCUCCCUUCACUGCUCACUCACUAUCUGGAGCACACAUAGGAGGAUGGGCACACACACACAUGCAGCAUGACAAGGGAAAGCAACUGUUACACA